Erpetoichthys calabaricus (reedfish) is the source of this 975-nucleotide messenger RNA. Its product is annotated as calcium-binding and coiled-coil domain-containing protein 2-like. The transcript has a single exon. NCBI's taxonomy places the organism in Eukaryota, Metazoa, Chordata, Cladistia, Polypteriformes, Polypteridae. The coding region runs from base 19 to 975 and encodes 318 amino acids. The record is from RefSeq and is a predicted model, not a curated record.
AACAGCAGAGCAAAUGCCAUGGAGGUGCUUGAAGAAUUAGUUGAGAAGGGCGCCCAGCUGCUGAUAAAGAGAGACCAACUGAAGGAGAAGGAGCAGCAGCUGAGGGAGCGAGAGCGGCAGCUGAAGGAGAAGGACAUCCAGCUGGAAGAGCAGGACCGGCAGCAGAUGGAAAUAGAAAUGCAGCCGAUGAUCAUUGAUAUGCAGCAGAGGGAGAGGUGCCAACAGCAAGGGGACUGGGAACGGCAGCGAAGGGAGAUGGACCGUCAGAGGCGCGAGAGGGAACGGCAGCAGUGGGAGAAGGACCGUCAGCAGUGGGAGAAAGACCGCCAGCAGUGGGAGAAGGAGCGACAGCGCUGGGAGAUGGACUGGCAGCACUGGGAGGAGGAGUGGCAACGGUGGGAGAAGGACCAGGACAGGUGUGAAAGUGAUUGGCAGCUGAGGAAUGAGUACUGGCAGCAGUGGAAUAAGGAUGUCCAGCAGUGGGAUAAAGACUGGCUACGGUGGGUGAAGGACUGCCACCAGUGGGAAAAGGAUGGUCAGCAGUGGGAGAUGGACUACCAGCGCUGGGAAAUGGAUGACCAGCUAUGGAAGAAGGAGCGGCAGCUGUGGAAGAAGGAACGGCAGCUGUGGAAAAAGGAGCGGCAGCUGAAGGAUGAGCAGUGUCAGCAAAGGGACGAUGAAUGGCCUCAGUGGGAGAAGAACCGCCAGCAGCUGGACGAGUAUCAACAGCAGUUAGGAGACUACCGUGAGCGACUGGAAGAAGACUGGCUACAGUGGGAGAUGGAACAGCAACGACUAAAGCAAGAGAGAAAGCAGUGGGAGAAAGAGCGAGAGCAGAGGGAGAAGGAGCGGCUAUGGAGGAAGAAAGAGCAGAAAUCCAGUGAGAGGUGGAUCAACUUCAGAAGACAAGACCUGGACUUCAAGGUAUUCACGGUCUUGGCUCUGUACUUCUUGACCUUUUCUUGCCUUUGCUAA